CUGCCUAGACAACCUUCAUCUCGCGAAGUAUGUGGUGGAGGAGAUCGGCUUGUCGCGAGAAUGAAGAGGAAUGGGAGUUUAUGAGGGUGCUGUCUUUGCGAUGGCAGGAGGGGGCAGAGAUCGAAGUGGGGGCGAUCUCAAUGGCUGAGUGGUUCGAUGACAUGUCCCGGGACAUGUUGGAUGUCAUCUGGGAGCUGGAAGAGGGGCCGGAUCCCCAGCUCGAGGCCUUCAUCGACUGGAGGCACGAGGAUGACAGCAUUGGAGUCUGCAAAGCACUCUUCGCACAGGGUUGCCACCUGCACGAUCAGCUGAAGGGUCGCUCGUGGACAAGGGAUGACGAAUAUCCCUCUCCGGAUCGGCAGGAGAGGGGCAAGACGACCGCAGAUUGGUUGUCGUCGAAGGGCGAGGAAGAAACUGCGGCAGCACAGGCAGCGACGGAGACAACAGCGGCAACGGCAACAACAACCUCAACAAUAACAUCAGCAACAUCAAUAAAAACAACGAUGACGGCUAUGGUGACAAUGGCAGCAAGCGCUGUCAUACCGGCACAACACGGAGAACUCGCCGGCAGUGUCGAUGAUAACAGCGGUAACAACAAAGACAACAGCGGCAACAUCAGCAACAACAACAAUAGCGCCGACGGCGCCGGCAGUGGUGACGGCAACGACGGCAAUAUCAACGACAACAACAGCGACAGCAAUGACAACAGUAGCGACAUCAACAGCAACAACGUCGGUGACGAUAAUGGCUGUUGCUACCCUUCCCCCCUUCUGUGUGUUGUCUCUUCCUGAUGAUCCGCUCUUCUUCGCGCUUCGCCGAGUGGGAGUGGGAUAGACCACGGCUCUCCAUUGAUUGGGGUUGUCCAGCCCUCGAUCCCCAACUAUGACGACAUGUUGAUUGUCCCCACUGCAGGGACGGUGGUUUGUUUAGGGAGUUGCGCUUUGAGGCGUUUGUCUGUUAUGGUGAUUCCUUUACUAAGGUCUUUGGUUGCGUGGGGAGGAGAUCAAUCCUUCCCUUAUUUUGGGAAUUAAUCAAUGCCUUCUGCUCCA
This is a messenger RNA of Chara braunii, 1049 nucleotides long. The record is from the annotation of a GenBank genome assembly. Lineage: Eukaryota; Viridiplantae; Streptophyta; Charophyceae; Charales; Characeae.